AUGGGUAAUCAAUCAUUGGAAAUUGGUAUAACCUUACUUCAAUUAAUGCCAUUUUAUUUCAAUUCAAAUAAAAAUGGGUUGCUGAGUAGGUCACAGGAUGUAUGGAUCUAUAACGAAAAGUCAUUUGAAAGAAUGCUACCCUUGGCUUGUCAAUCCUUACCUUUACGUCUACAUCAGAUCCUCCUUGUUUAUCGAUUAUGCUUCCCAGAUAGUGGACCACUUGAUCAAAAAAAUCCGUAA
This is a messenger RNA of Schistosoma mattheei, 240 nucleotides long. NCBI's taxonomy places the organism in Eukaryota, Metazoa, Platyhelminthes, Trematoda, Strigeidida, Schistosomatidae. The record is from the annotation of a GenBank genome assembly.